Rhizophagus irregularis DAOM 181602=DAOM 197198 is the source of this 1528-nucleotide messenger RNA. NCBI's taxonomy places the organism in Eukaryota, Fungi, Glomeromycota, Glomeromycetes, Glomerales, Glomeraceae. The record is from RefSeq and is a predicted model, not a curated record.
CCUGGUUUAGAAUAAUGAGUAAUUAUACGAAUUUAUCCUUAUGUUCACGUGCAUAUGUUUUUAUUUCCUCGACUGACAUAAUUAUUACUAAGAAAGUUUUUGCGGUUCUGCUUAAUGACUGGUACGAAAAUUUGCAUGAUGUAAUUAUUAAGUAUUCGAAAGUUUCUGUUAAUGACUGGUACGAAAAAUUGCUUGAUUUGGGGUUAAAGAGUUUUUUUUUUUCAUAAAUAAGGGCCAAUUUUUUUUCUUCAGAAAUAUUUCUUUUUUUCUUAAAUUGUAAGAAAUCCCAUUUUUCAAAAGUAUCAUUAUGGAAUCAGGAAAUAAAUUGAGAGAAUCCUCUCGUAAGAAAAUUGAGGAAUUGCUAAUCAAAGGAAAUCAUAAGCGCAGUGAUAGAGGCCGAAGCAGAAGCAAAAGCAACAGCAGUAAAACCAACAUCAACACCAACGAAACCAUCAAUGACGAAAUUUAUAUUUCUCAGACUAAGAGAUGGCUUCUUGCAAAUUCAAAAAUUGAAGAAAUACAAGAGUUUAAAUCUGAGUUAAAAACUUUACUUUCUGAUAAAAUAAAUUUGUCAUCAAGCGUUAAAGAAUCAUUCAUAGCGGAUGUUGUGAAAAAUGUUUCAAAAUUAUUAAUAAAAGUAUCGAUUUACCCAACAAAAGAUGAAUGUUGUGGAGCGGUUGAAGGAUAUUUAUCACUGAACCAUGCGAGUUUUUUCUCUAAUUUUACUGAAGACGAUUGGAUCUCAUUUUACAACGAGAAUAUACAUAAACAAUUAACAAAACAAGUACGGUCCGUAAAAGGAACAUUGUCCUCAAAAUCAAGGGAGGCUAUUUUUUCUAUAUUCGGAUACCGUUUACCACCUAUAAACACAAAUGCCAGGCCGUCUGAAGUAGCAAAAUGGAAGAGAAAACCCGAGGUUAAAAGUUGUUAUGAAAGCCUGUUUACAAAGAUGAAUCCCAAGGACAAAAAUUCUUCGAUUGUUUUAGUGAGCAUUAUUGACAGAGUCCUCCAAAAUGACCAUUCUAAUGCAGAAAUUGCAUAUGUUCUUGCGAUCUGCUCAACAAUUUUGAACCCAAAUCAUGAAGAAAUAAUGUUGAAAAAGAAUAUCAUGAAACAAAAAGUUAAAAAAUUUUUAAAAAAAAUCAAUAAUCAAACGGGCAUAAAUUAUUCCGAUUUUGAAGAUAAUAGCUAUGAGGAAGAAGAAAGUGGAAAUGAAACUGAAGAUGAUGAAGAUGAUGAUGUGAUGAUGUAUAAUAAGAAAAGAAUCACAGGUACUCAAAACCACCUAAUUUCUGUAAUAAACUUUUACAAUCUCAAUAUGAAUAGCUUUUCAAAGUCUAUAGACGAUAAUAAUAUUUUAUUUGAGCAAUUUUUAGGUGAUAACAAUUCAGAAGAAGAGCUAGAAUAUGAUGAAACAUUUUUAGAACAAUUGAUAAACCAAAAUUCAAUAUUAUUAGAAGCUGAAUCAAACAAACAAUCUAAUAUUUUUCACAUCGAAAAUUUUUUGCGGGCACAUGAAACUGUUUGA